UGCAGCUAGAAAUCGCAAAUUGCAUCUAAAGAGAGACACUUUGUUGGCUGCUUCUGCGAUUUAUGAUCAGCUUUAUGGAAAAGUCAAAGAUGAAGAUGGCCGCAGAUUCGUUCCAGCUACAUUUCAAAUAAUCUAUAUGGUGGGCUGGAAACCUCAUGAGUCUCAACCAAAACCUAUAGAACGCGGAUCAGGAGAAAUAUCUCUAAAAGACAUUCAUAGGAUUGAUGAGAUAGCGAAAGAAAAAAAAGGUAUUCCGAAAUGCGAAGAAAAAAGGAGCUGUGAUCGUAAAAAACAAACAAAACAAUAUAAUGAAAAACAUGAUUAUCUAAAGGGAUUAAUAGCAUAAGCAUUUUUACCCAGCUAGUUGAUUAAAGAUAAAGAAUUGAAACAGGAUUGAAAGAAAGAAUUUGACAACUACUUUGAUGUCUUCGUUGAAUAUUUUGAAGCAGAAUGGAUGUGUUAAAUGAAGUGUAUUUUUAUUGAAUUGUAUAGAAA
Copidosoma floridanum is the source of this 495-nucleotide messenger RNA. Its product is annotated as arginine-hydroxylase NDUFAF5, mitochondrial. Gene Ontology annotation, biological process: mitochondrial respiratory chain complex I assembly. Gene Ontology annotation, cellular component: mitochondrion. Lineage: Eukaryota; Metazoa; Arthropoda; Insecta; Hymenoptera; Encyrtidae. The record is from RefSeq and is a predicted model, not a curated record.